UACAGCCCAGGCUCACAUCGUUUAUCACACAUUUCAGCAGCUUUCAACACAAAAAACAAGUAAGCAGAAAAUAGCAAUUUAUUAACCAAAACAAAAGAAAAGUGAAUAUGAGGGUGUGGGAAUGAGAAGAACUGAGGACAUGGUGCUUUAAGGAAACAUGUAAAAGACAAAAACAUACAACAUGAAUAAAUGGUUACAAUGUAUCAGCGAUGCACUAAAUACACAAAUAUAAUAUUUGAGUUUUGUGUGUAAAAGUGGGCUGUAGUUAAUUAGAGAGAUUCUGAGCUGGAUGAGAGUGAAGCUGAGACAGAAUCUGUUCAGAGAACUAAAGUCCACUGUUACACCAUCACUUCAUUAUUUAUUCAUAUUUGUACAUUUUCAUGUCUAAAAGCAUCUUUAAGAACUGAAAGAUGUGCUACAGUGUGUAGAGCUGAUUGUAAUGUGUCAGUGGGUUGGACUGGUUCAUCUCAGCUCAAACUUUCAGCAGCAGGUUUUUGUACGAGGCUUUUUCACUGUGAGAGGACAAUCGUACCUCAGCUUUGGCUCUGGAACUAAACUGUAUGUAAAAGAUGAGCAGGUAGUGAAGCCCGUGGUGAGCGUGUACCCAGCAGCAUCCAGAGUCCACCUGGAGGGGAACAGCUCCCUGCUGUGUCUGGCCUCAGCCAUGUUUCCUCCUCUGGUCCGCUUCUCCUGGAAAAGACAGAAGGAGGACGGCCAGCUGGAGGAUGUGGACCCUGCUGAGGGAGAGCAGCUGGAGAUCAGAGAGCCGGGACGCAGCGCCUCCAUCUUGCUGAUCCAUCAGCAACAGGACAGCACAUAUAAAUACAGCUGCUACGUCCAGCACGAGGGGGGACCAGUGGAGGCCCAGACACAACAAGUUUCAGAGCUUCCUGAGCUUCAACAACCACCAAAUUCUCCAACAACCUCUGUCCCUGCUGAGAACGAGCCAGCAGCCUCUGUUCCUUCUGAGUCUCAGGUGAAUCUGCUCUGUCUGCUGUCCACAAUGCUGAUAGUGAAGAGUCUGGUGUUCUGCUGUGGACUCUCUCUGCUGAUGAUCCUCAGAAGCAAGGGACCGUCCACCAACUGCACACAUGCUGACUGACUGUUUGCUGCUGGACUUUCCUCACCGUCAUAUCUCAAUACGUCUCAUUGAUCUCUUUGAUCAGCGAUCAGAAAUGUUAGCUUUGACAUGUUGUUCUUGGCUGUAAAAUGCUUCUCUUAACUCACAUAUUUGAUCAUCUUCCUGUAAACACAGAUGUUCACAAAUAUAUUUUCCGUUUUGGGGCUUAAAUUCUGAAGGACAGUGUUGCUUUGAUGUUCUGGUCUUGUAAUCUCUCGAAAAAAAAUGUAUGUAGUUCAGCAGAUUGAU
Messenger RNA from Acanthochromis polyacanthus (spiny chromis), 1369 nucleotides. RefSeq names its product immunoglobulin lambda-like polypeptide 5. The record is from RefSeq and is a predicted model, not a curated record. Lineage: Eukaryota; Metazoa; Chordata; Actinopteri; Pomacentridae. The transcript has 3 exons. The coding region runs from base 440 to 1102 and encodes 220 amino acids.